Molecule: messenger RNA, 1623 nt
Organism: Spodoptera litura
Lineage: Eukaryota; Metazoa; Arthropoda; Insecta; Lepidoptera; Noctuidae
Source: RefSeq, a predicted model, not a curated record
UUAGUAAAAAAAUCGUAAAAAAUAAUUUAAAAUUGAUUUUACUAAAAUGAAGAGAGCACACUUUGUGGCGGGCUUUAGAAUAAGAAAGAAAAUCUGUAAGAAUUUUCUUUUGUGACUAGCUGGCUGCAAAUAAAUGUCAAUACUUUAACAACUUUGGCAAUUCAUUGAAAUAUGUCAAAUACAUAAUGAUUUCACAAUAUCUGCAAGAAUGUAAAAAAAUAUUUACAAAAUAACUAAAAUAUUUAAUUUACCAAUACAGUGUAUUGCUACGAAAUUUAAAAUAGUUUUCUAUAACAAAAUGAAAUAAACUAAAUUUGUUCCAAUGUGUACAAUAAGUAUGCAUGCGAAUCAAAAUCACAUACAAAAAGUUAUAGAAAAUAAAGAUAUAAUGAUCAAAAGCUGCUACAGUCAACAUGCAACAGUUGAGAGGUCUUUUCCUACACCAAGGUUCUGAGUCUGUCCUGAAAAUCAUUUGUUACUCACUCCAAAAUAGACAAGUCACAUACCUCAACAAAAUGUCUCCUACAAGCUGGUUAACUGCUAAGAACUUAUUUAAUAUAAGUAUGAGAAGCCUUUGUUCCAAACAAGACCCUACUAAGUUACAUUUAAGCUCCGUCCAGGUCAUUGAUAUGAAACCUGCAAAACCAGAACGAAAGGAAAUAGCCGAUCCUCCCGAAAUACCAGAACCUCCUAGUCCAGAGGAGCCACUGCCGCGAGUUCCAGUUCCCGGAAAUCCAGAUGUAACCAUUCCCUUCACCCCUGAUUUACCCGUGCCCGAAUAUCCCGAAAUCCCCAUACCUGUAAAACCUGGAUCAUUUCCCAUUAAAAAUUUACCAGGAAAUCCAAAACCAAUUUUCAAAGAAGUCGUGCCAAGAUGGCGCGCACCUGUUAUACCAGAUUUAGCGACGUUGUUUACCUCCCCAUUGGUUCUGAAUAAAGUAGCGGUAAACUAUAAAGCUGAAUAUUUAAUGCUGACUUCUCAAAUGGAAAUUAUGUCGAGAGCAAACAAUUACUUUUAUAGAAAAUGUGGUUUACCUGAAAGUUCAAUUUUACAGCUAAUAGACAAGAGAAUAAUUUCAAAACUCGAUGAGAAUAUGCCUACAAAUGACGGAAAUAUAAAUAACUUAAUCCUUGCAAUCUCAGGGUUGUCUCCCAUCCAAGUCGUUGCUAUUUUAUCGCUACUACAAAAUCAAAUUUGGCUUAUAUCAAACAGGGAAAAGAUAGCUCACAGUGAUUUCAGUUUUGAGAUGAACAACGAAGAAUUUGAUAAAAUGAUUAAAUUGGCUGCAAUCUUACAAAGAGAAGUUUUGCAUCCCAAUAGGUUGGGGAGAUGGUGUGUCAAGCAAAGUGAACUUUUGCAUUCUAAGUAUCCAGAAUGAAACUAUUAAACUAUUCGCUUAGGUUUUAGCCAAUUUAAAACAUGAUAAAAACAACUUAUAGUUAGCUUCAUAAUUUAUUCCACAUUUUUGUUGUAAUGUAAAAUCAAUAGGUCCAUAACUGAAGUAUAAAAUUGUAAUUUAUCAUUAAAAUAAAAAUGAAUUUGAGGUGUUUUAUUUUUGUUUAUUUAUUACCGCACCAUUUAACACGAACAGGGCUUUACAUACUGACAUUAACCGACUUAUG